AUGGCGUCACAAGAAGAAACCCAGGAGAGGAAUAACAAGUCAAGGACAGAAUAUGAACAUGAAGAGGUUCAGUACAAUGGCAACAAAUCCAUGCCUUUCAUUGUGGGCAACGAGGUAUGUGAGAAGCUAGGGAAUAUUGGCACGACGAACAAUCUUUUGGUGUAUCUAACAACCGUAUUCAACAUGAAAGCCAUCACUGCAACAACUAUUGUCAACCUCUUCGGCGGCACCUGCAACUUCGCUGCUCUGCCUGGAGCCAUUCUCUGCGACACAUAUUUCGGUCGCUACCGCACUCUGGGAUUUGCUUCAAUAUCGGCUUUCAUGGGAAUGUUGGUACUCACACUAACCGCGGCAAUUUCAAAGCUACAUCCUUUUCAUUGUGACAAAGAAAAGAGUGAAACUUGCCAUGGCCCCACACCAUUGCAAAUGGCAAUUUUAGUAAGUGGGUUUGCACUAAUGGCCAUAGGAUCUGGUGGAAUAAGACCAUGUAACUUAGCCUUUGGAGCCGACCAAUUCAAUCCCAAUACAGAAUCUGGAAAGAAAGGAAUCAAGAGAUUCUUCAAUUGGUACUACUUCAGCGUAACCUCAGCCAUGAUUAUUUCCUACACAAUCAUUGCAUAUGUGCAGUCUAGCAGGAGCUGGGCUUUGGGGCUAGCAAUUCCUACCUUGUUGAUGCUGUUAUCAUGCCUGCUCUUCUACAUGGGAUCACGAGUUUACGUGAAAGUGAAGCCUAGCGGUACAAGUCCCAUGACGAGUGCAGUACGAGUCGUGGUGGCUGCGGUCAAGAAAAGGCGAUUGAAGCACUCUCCAGAGCAGCCAUGGCUGUCCCUUUUCAGCCCUAUUGAUAACACUUCUAUCAACUCCAAGCUUCCCUACUCCAAUCAGUUUAGAUUUCUGGACAAAGCUGCAAUAAUUGACACCGGAGACGCCAUUAAUCCAGAUGGGUCAGCAGCCAAUCCAUGGAGAUUAUGCAGCAUGCAACAAGUAGAGGAAGUGAAAUGCUUAAUGAGGGUGGUUCCCAUAUGGACCACAGCCACUAUAUACUACAUUGCAAUGACCCAACAACAGAUUUUUGUAGUUCUCCAAGCUCUACAAUCCGACAGGCAUUUUGGCAACACAAAAUUCCAAAUCCCGCCAGCAAGUUACUCAAUCGUCAUCAUGAUUGGUGUCGCCCUCUGGAUACCUAUCUACGACCGGAUCAUCGUGCCAACGCUCAAGAGAUUCACCGGCUUAAAAACCGGCAUAGCACUCCUCCAAAGGAUGGCAUUUGGGAUGGUUCUCGCCGCGGCGUCCAUGCUUAUAUCCGGCAUAGUUGAAGAGAGGAGAAGAAGUUUGGCUCAAACAAAACCUAUUGGAAUAGAACCAGGAAGAGGAGAAAUUUCUCCCGCUUCCGGGUUUUGGUUGGUACCUCAGUUGGCACUCAUGGGAUUUUCUGAAGCAUUGACAAUAAUUUCCCAUAUUGAGUUAUACUACAACCAAUUCCCAGAAAACAUGAGAAGCAUAAGUGGUUCUUUACUAUACAUUGGUUUUGGAGUGUCACAUUACUUGAGUGGCCUCUUGGUUUCAGUAGUUCACCACUUUACCAGAACUAAAUCUGGAGAGGCCGGGGAUUGGUUGCCUGAGGAUCUUAACAAGGGAAGAUUGGAUUAUUUUUAUUACUUGGUUGCCGCAUUGCAGAUCUUAAAUUUGGUAUAUUUUAUGUUCUGUGCAAAGAGGUAUAAAUACAAAAGGAGUACAAGUAAUGCCCUUGGAGCUGAGAAUUGA
Molecule: messenger RNA, 1764 nt
Organism: Morus notabilis
Lineage: Eukaryota; Viridiplantae; Streptophyta; Magnoliopsida; Rosales; Moraceae
Product: protein NRT1/ PTR FAMILY 2.11
Exons: 4
Coding region: 1-1764 (587 amino acids)
Biological process (GO): transmembrane transport
Cellular component (GO): plasma membrane
Molecular function (GO): transmembrane transporter activity
Source: RefSeq, a predicted model, not a curated record